UUACAUCAAAAAGGGCUCCAGAUAGUCUCUCUUUUUAAGUCCCGGCAACUCCUGCUCACCAACCCAAAAACCAUUUUCAACCCAUCUGAUCGAUGGAGCUAGCUUUGAGCCUCGGCGAUGCACCUAAGCCCUUCACUUUUCUUGACAAAACCCCGAAGGCUGUUUCCAACAAGGAUCUAGGGUUCUGCAUGGGCUUGGGAAGUGGCUCCGGUGGAAGCUCGGACGACAAAACUGUUUCCCGUGAGGGUGAUGGUCGGAGAGAAGUUAUUAGAGAUGAGGGUGGUGAGAGAAGGGUUUCUUCAGAUCCACCGGUUCAGCUUGAGCUUCUUCCUUUCUCGCCUGUUCCUCGCAGCCACCCACCUACGCAGCUUCGCUUUCCUUGGCUUACUGAUAACUUGGUCUCUGAACCGGGUUCGUCAGAUGAACCGGGAAGAUCGGGGUUAAACGUGAACCGGUUCGCGGCUGCGGCGACGGCUACGGAGGAGGCGGACGAUGGGGCGGCGCUUUCCUCUCCGAACAGUACGGUUUCGUCGUUUCAGAUGGAUUUCUGUGUGAGGAAUAGUGGACGAACCAAGCGAGAUUUGGAGAUUGAUGCUGAAAGAGCGUGCUCAAGAGCAAGCGAUGAUGACGAAAAUGGGUCUACACGGAAGAAACUCAGGCUUUCCAAAGAUCAAUCUGCUUUUCUUGAAGAGAGCUUCAAAGAGCACAGUACUCUCAAUCCGAAGCAAAAGCUGGCCCUGGCAAAACAGUUAAAUCUCCGUCCUCGGCAGGUGGAAGUGUGGUUUCAGAACCGAAGAGCAAGGACAAAGCUAAAGCAGACAGAGGUAGAUUGUGAGUAUUUAAAGAGAUGCUGCGAGACACUGACACAGGAGAAUAGGAGGUUACAAAAGGAACUGCAGGAAUUAAGAGCUUUGAAAACGUCUCAACCUUUCUACAUGCAGCUUCCUGCCACCACUCUCACCAUGUGCCCUUCUUGUGAGCGCGUGGCCACCACCACCACCACCACCACAAACUCCUCGAAUGCCGCCACCAACGCCACGGCAACGACAGCCCAAAACGCAGCAGCUUUAUCACUUUCCAAGGCAAGAUUAUACCCUUUUCCUCAAGUCCAACCUCACAUGCACCCCCAGGCCCAAACUCACCAAGCUGCUUCAUGAGAUGUCGCUACUCUUAUGUGUACUCCCAUCACCUUUUCCAGUUGUAUAUACUUUUGGCUUUCAGUAUUUAUUUUUUUCUUUUGGACCAUCUUGUCUCUAGUGGUUUCUUGUCAAUGUUUUGGACGGAAAUAGGUUACAAGGGUGAUAUAUUUGUUGAUUGAUGAGAAAAUACAACAGAUUUUGUUAGAACCAAAAAAAAAAAAAAAAUUAUCUCUAUAUAUUUGCAGCUUUAGUUUUUUCA
Corylus avellana is the source of this 1398-nucleotide messenger RNA. RefSeq names its product homeobox leucine zipper protein (gene HAT14). NCBI's taxonomy places the organism in Eukaryota, Viridiplantae, Streptophyta, Magnoliopsida, Fagales, Betulaceae. The record is from RefSeq and is a predicted model, not a curated record. Gene Ontology annotation, biological process: regulation of DNA-templated transcription. Gene Ontology annotation, molecular function: sequence-specific DNA binding; DNA-binding transcription factor activity, RNA polymerase II-specific. Gene Ontology annotation, cellular component: nucleus.